This is a messenger RNA of Raphanus sativus (radish), 1640 nucleotides long. Its product is annotated as protein ENDOSPERM DEFECTIVE 1. Gene Ontology annotation, molecular function: microtubule binding. Gene Ontology annotation, biological process: centrosome cycle; spindle assembly. Gene Ontology annotation, cellular component: nuclear microtubule; centrosome; cytoplasm. The record is from RefSeq and is a predicted model, not a curated record. Lineage: Eukaryota; Viridiplantae; Streptophyta; Magnoliopsida; Brassicales; Brassicaceae.
GUGCUUUGUCAUCAUUACUCAACGGCUACUUCUCUAAUCGUCUCUUUUCUUCUCCUCCUCUGUUUUAGGUUUCGACGGUACUCAAAUCCGGUUUGGUUAAUCUCUCGUCGAUUGUAAUGGAAGCGAGAACCGGCCGGUCUGUUCAAGAGCACCCAUCGACACCGGCGAUAACUGCGGCGCCGGUUCCUCCGCCUUCAACGCGGCGGCCGAGAGUGAGAGAAGUCAGCUCGAGAUUCAUGUCUCCGGUUUCAUCGUAUUCUUCAUCCUCCUCCUCCGGUGAUCUCCGUUCAAACUCUCCCAACCACCUUCACCACAAUCACCAGAAGUCUAGACGGCAGUUAAAGUUAUCAGGAGGUGAGAACCGAUCUUCCGAGACGGCGGCGCGUAGUCUAGACUCGCCUUUUCCUCUUCAACAAGACGGAGGAAAAAACCACCAGAAUCGUUCGAAGCCGUUGAAAGAGAACGGACACCGUCUCGACACCCCGACGACGACGGCGAUGUUACCUCCGCCGUCUAGAUCUCGAUUGAACCAGCAGCGUUUGCUUACCUCUUCAGCCGCGGCUAGGCUUCUCCGAUUAUCUGUCUCCACGGACAGUGAAGAGGAUAACGACAGAGAUAAUAAGUCCAACGGCUCAGAUCACGCAAAGCUCUUCAACACUCCCGCCGCCUCCUCACCUCUUCGCCGAUCCCUGAGUUCAUCUUGCGACGACGUUAGAGCUUCGUUGUCGAUUAAAGGUUCUUCGUUGCCUCCGGUGGCACCUAACUCGAAGAGUCAAGCCGAAACAAAGAGACAGAAGAAAGUUUUAGGACAACAAGCGGAUGCACACUGUCUGAAACUGCUUCAUAACCGUUACUUGCAAUGGAGAUUCGCAAAUGCAAGUGCUCAGGUCAAAGCACAAGCUCAGAGAGCUCAAGCCGAGAGGUUGUUUUAUUCCCAUGGUUUGAAAAUGUCAGAGCUCUCAGUCUCUGUACAGAAGAAACGCAUAGAGCUGCAAAGACUGUUGAGAGUAAAAGCUGUGAAGGACAUUGUGGAGUCUCAAAUUCCUUAUUUGGAACAAUGGACAACUCUUCUUGAAGAAGAAUACUCAACUUCAGUAUCAGAAACAUCUGAAGCUUUAUUGAAUGCUUCGUUGCGCCUCCCUCUGGAUGUUGAUAUCAAGGUUGAGACUAAAGAGUUAGCAGAAACACUUGAUGUUGCCUCCAAGUCUAUGGAAGGCAUUGUGCAAAACAUUGGAAAUUUUCUGGAUAAGACACAAGAGAUGGAGAUGUUGAUGUCUGAACUAGCUAGAGUAAGCAGCAAUGAAAAAGCAUCAGUAGAAGACUGUGGAGUUGCACUGCUUAAGACACAUUCAUCACAUAUUGAAGAAUGCUAUCUUAGAAGUCAGCUUAUUCAGCACCACCACCACCACCAGAAGUGUGAACUCCAAAGGAGCGAACAUUUUGUUUGAUGAUCUCUACACAAUACUUUACAUUACCAUACAGCACUGCAACAUACCACACACAGACAAGUAUUGAAGCUGAAGUAUUCUUGCGGGAAAGAAUAAAUUCCGACCAAUUAUUUACAUUUAGAACAAUGAGGCUUUGUAUAAUGUGUAUGUAUAAUAUGUAUGUAAGACUGUUAGUAUAUAUAUUUUAAUUUU